Dermacentor silvarum is the source of this 3658-nucleotide messenger RNA. RefSeq names its product protein Skeletor, isoforms B/C-like. The annotation marks the transcript as partial. The transcript is spliced from 20 exons. NCBI's taxonomy places the organism in Eukaryota, Metazoa, Arthropoda, Arachnida, Ixodida, Ixodidae. The record is from RefSeq and is a predicted model, not a curated record.
UGGCAAAACCAUGCAGGUGUCUGGGCCGAGUACUACGGCAAGCUGAUUGGACGCCUCCAGACGCUGCAGCACGGAGUGUCCGGCACUGUGUACGCGGCCAGUGAGGACAGCUUCUACCUGGUGGACUUUACGUACGACGGCAACGGACCAGACGCAUUCUUCUGGGCCGGCAGCAGUCCCGAGCCAGACAGCGCUGGCGAGAUCCUGCCCGAUGAGAAUGGCAGGCGGCAGCCGCUCAGGGGCUACAACCACGAGAACUUGCUCCUCAAGCUGGACAAGCCGAUCCGAAACUACCACUACCUGGCCGUGUACUGCCGGCGAUACUCGGCGAACUUCGGUUGGGUGAGGAUCCCGCACGAUUUCGAGCCGCCCUCGCCUCAGGACCUGGGAUUCCUGAGCGGCGCCCACGGGGUUGCCGCUGAUCCAGUACUCCUGCUUGAUGCCAGGACCGUGCAGCUGACCAACUUCCACUACGACGGAGCGGCACCUGAUGCCCACUUCCUGGUAGGUAGGGGCGACGUGUCCGGCACCAACGGCGUCAUCAUUGCCAACGAAAAGGGCAGCUUCGACAAGCUGGGUCGCUACUCCGGCGAGAACGUGACGCUGUCGCUGCGUCACGGAGCCAGCUGGGACCAGUACGAGUGGCUGUCCGUCUACUGCAUCAAGGCUUCCCAGGAUUUCGCCCAUAUUCGGCUGCCGGACAAGCUCACCGUGCCAGUCGCCCAAGAGGUGCGCCGGUACCUUGGCCAACCGCUGGGAAACCUGGACACGGGUGUCCACGGCGUUGGCGGCAAGGUUUACGUGGCCUCGGCAGACACGCUGGUACUGCAACACUUCAGCUACGAUGGCACGGGCCCAGAUGCCCACUUCCUCAUUGGCACCACGGACAAGCCAGAUGGAUCGGGCACAAUUAUUCCAGUCGACAGUGCCAAACCUCUGACGGCGUAUAACAAGAACACCGUCGUGCUCAAGCUGCCAGCAGGAAAGAAAAUUACAGACUUUAAGUGGUUCAGCGUUUACUGCAAAAAAGCCCAGACCAGCUUCGCUCACGUGGAUAUCCCGAGUGACCUGGACUAUCCGCGACCAGCCACUGUCGCGCUCAACAUCAGCGGCGCACACAACACGCGCGCCGAUGCGGUCGUCGUCGAGGACAAGAAGACGCUGCUGCUCGAGAAUUUCAGUUACGACGGCUCGGCACCAGAUGCAUUCUUCCUCGUCGGAAAGGGAAAGCGGCCGACACCCGACGGCACCAAGAUCCCCGACGAGCAUGGAAGGGUGCGAAAGCUGACGGGCUAUGUGAACGCUAAUGUGCGCCUUACUCUGCCUGGAAACCUGACGGUGGACGAUAUAGACUGGUUCUCUGUCUACUGUAUCACCUACACCGAGGUUUUCAUCAAGGCUGACAUUCCCAAAGCGCUCAACGUUCCUCCCAGCAUAGAACUGCUCAUGAAGGAGGCGCAGCAAGGACCGGGUGAUUUUACCAACUGCGAGGCCAUUAUCUCCAACCGAAUACAAGUGGGUUGGCACCUGGAGACAGACACCAUCACAUUUCACGUGCGUGCCCAAACGAUGCCAGGCCAAUGGACAGCCUUCGGCACGAGCGGUGUCAAGGACAGGAGUGCCAUGGUUGGCGCCGACGUGGCCGUGAUCUUUGUCCGCCGCGACAGCCGCGUCUCCGUCGCCGACUAUUACCUUUCGUCCAAAGCACAGUGCUCAAGUAGCGGCGGAGUUUGUCCGGACAACAAAGUUGGCGGUACCGAGGACCUGCAGCUCGUCUCGGCCCGUUACGACAACGGCGUUGUUGACGUCAUUUACUCCCGAAAAUUGGCGACAGCGGACAGCAAUGACAAGACCAUCGCAACCACGGGCCGAGUGGCGGUGGUUGCUGCUCAGGGUCCCACCAACAUGGACCAGCCGGACACUGUACUCUACCACACCAUGGUGGUUACGAGAGAUGACGUGUUCCUGCAGUUCAACAGGAAUGCCGAGCGCAACUGUCCACCGCUGGCCCCCGUGUUGCCAGCGCCACCUGAGGGCCGGGCCGUGUUUGGCGGACGCAACAUCUGGAAGAACUUGAACGUCACCACAUUCCGCGCCCAGAUCGGGCCGACAGGUGGCAGCCGUGGCUACGAGAAGGUCACCGGCCAAUCCGGCUGGGGCAUCUCGUGGUGGAUCAACGAGGAGCUCAUACCGGUGCUGCACGUGGAGCGAGGCAAGACGUACACGUUCGUCGUCGAGGGCGGCGUGGACCCGAGCAACUCGGCUCGCUACCACCCCUUCUACAUCACCGACAGCAGCAAGGGCGGAGGCUCCAAGGAGGAUCAGGCCGUCCUCGGAAAGAAGGGCCAUCUAUUGCUUGCUGGAGUUGUCUUGGACUCUCGAAACAAAGUUGACGUCUCCAAAGGCACGGGCCGCUAUUGCGAGUGGAAACACAAGACGGUGGACAUGAGCGACGAAUCGAAGACCUGGGAGAACUUCAAGCAGACGUUGAGGCUGCAGUGUGACAGUGGUCAGCCUGGAACGUUUACAUGGACUCCGGACAAGGAUACCCCCAAACUUGUCUACUACCAGUGCUUCACCCACUACUAUCUGGGCUGGAAGAUCGUGGUCACUGACCCGGAAGAAACGGAAGAAGAGAUGGACCCGAUGGAAAGCGGCGCCAGCCAAGUGCUGCAGCUGCCGCUGCUCUUUUCGCUUGCCUUCGUUGUCUCACGGUGUUAACACUGUUCACAGUGCGAAGCUGCGUCGUCUUUUCCUUCACCAGGUCCGGAGGGCUACGAACAGGAUGUGCCAAGACCUUCUUCGAGCACGUUCAGAAACCGCUUGUCUGCACUGCUCAUCUCGCUCGCAUGUAGCUUCUCUUUGUUUUGCCUAUUUCGAACACAGUUGUGGGCAGUUUCGCACGUCGAUGCAGAAACCACAGAAGGCAUGGUGCUUCGCCCCACACAUGGCGUAUUACAACAGUAAGGUCACAAAUCGCCCCUGUGGAGGGGAGCUGCUAUGCUGCGCUCUUCGUGACCACCGAGUCUCGAGCUGCAGCGUCUCGGUUCAGCAGUUAAGUGAAUAAAUAAACAGGUCAUUCACAGUUGCUCGAUGAAGGAAAACAAUGGCACUAUAUGUUGACAGUCCAGGUGACGAACGGCCUUCUUUGUUUAUUCGUAUAUUUGUGCGUGUGCAUAUGUGAGCGUGUUUGUGUGACGCCAUAUGCGAAGCGUCACAAAGCGUGGACGUGUCGUUUCGUGCACGCUUCUCGCCAAAUAUUCCGAAGGAAUAUGUGAUAAUCCUGAGCUCUCUGUUAUGUCAUUUUUGUGUUUCACACUCCAAGUUAAAAAAAAAUGCCGAUAGGCCCAGCUGUGUCCCCAGGAAGUCGCUGUCGCGGUCUGUGCCAGGCGCCUGCAAUGUUUCAUGUGUGAUUUCACUUAUGCAGCCAUUCUUCCUGGGUUCCAAUUGUGUAGCAAAAUAAUCAUCAGCAACAGUUGUCGCGCAUUGUAUCAACUAAUUAUGCAAACAACGAUACGAUGUAUGUCCGGACAUUCCAUUUAAAAAAAAAAAGAUGCUCAAGAACCACGCAGAGCAUAACUGGUUCUUCUAUUUUCUACGUCAAUUAUGUGUGCUCAUGCAUUUUUCUUGUUAUUAAAUUUCGGACAUUGUUUUGUUG